UAAUAGGUAUUCAUUAAAACCCAAUUUUAUGUAAUAUUUACAAAGCAAACAACAAAAUAAUACAAAGAUGUCAGCUCAAGAGCAGAUGAGAGCGAUGUUAGAUGAGCUUAUGGGGACUGCCAGGGAUGGGAGCUUUUUCUUGUGCUGUAAUCCAGUCAAAUUUGAAAGGUGAUGAAGGCCAAUUCGCGAGAACAGCAAAUACAAAGUGAAGUUUGAUGACGCUCGGGUAUGUAAGAGUUUCCUGCUGGGAUGCUGUCCACAUGAUAUUCUUUCUAGCACGCGGAUGGACCUUGGAGAAUGUCCCAAAAUCCAUGACUUGGCACUGCGUGCAGACUAUGAACAGGCUUCCAGAAGGAAGGAUUACUACUAUGACAUUGAUGCAAUGGAGCAUCUGUCUAGUUUUAUAGCUGAUUGUGACAGGAAAACCGAGUUGGCGAAACGUCGCCUUAAAGAAACACAGGAAGAACUAAGCGAGGAGGCUAAUGGAAAAGCUGAGAUGAUUCACAAGUUAGGGGAAGAAAUGGGGACAAAACUUGCCAAAGCAGAGGAUCUUGGUGCACAAGGAUUGGUGGUGGAGUCAUUGCAAUUGAUGGAAGAAGUUGAAAAUUUAAAGAAGCAAAAGGCUGCUGCAGAGCAAGAAUACAGAAAUUCUAUGCCAGCAUCCAGUUACCAGCAGCAAAAAUUGCGAGUUUGUGAAGUGUGCUCAGCAUAUCUUGGAAUCCAUGAUAAUGAUCGACGUCUAGCUGAUCACUUUGGUGGAAAACUUCACCUUGGCUUCAUUACAAUUAGAGAAAAGCUAGAAGAAUUAAAGAAAAGCAUUGCUGAUAGGCGAAUGCAAAGGGAAAAGGAGAGAGAGGAACAGAAGCUGAAGCGUGCUGAGAGAGAAAAAGCAGAAGAGGAGGCCAGAAUGAACCAAGCACGCAGCAGGAGCCGCAGUCGUAAAAGAACUAGAAGUCGCAGUAGAGACAGGAAACGAAGGUCACGCAGCAGAAGUCGGAGAUCCAGAUCUCGAUCCAGAAGUCGCCAUUCAAGAAAAAGAUCCAAAAGAUCAAGAUCCAGAUCACGAAGCAGGAGAUCCAGGUCAAGGUCAAGAAGAAGAUCCAGGCGUUCCAGAAGUAGGUCAAGGAGCAGGUCUAGAAAGUCAAGAAGUCGUUCCCGUCAUAAACGUCGCCGCCGUUCAAGGUCCAGAUCACACAGCAAGAGAAGCCAAAGCAGAGAAAGGAAGAAAAAUGGUUCCUCCAGGUCCUCAUCAAAAGAAAAAGAAAGCCGCUCCUCAGCAGAAAAAUCACCAUAAUCAGGUUGAGACAGGAGCCAUAUUUCAUUUGGAUAACCAUGUCAAACCACCAAAAAUAUAGACGUGAUUUUAUUACAUCUAGUUUCUGGUAUAAUGAAUCAGAUUCUGAUGCCAUGUUUAAAUCUUUUACCUACAUAAUAAAAUGGAAAGUUAGUGAAAAA
This is a messenger RNA of Saccostrea echinata, 1455 nucleotides long. RefSeq names its product putative RNA-binding protein Luc7-like 1. Gene Ontology annotation, molecular function: mRNA binding. The record is from RefSeq and is a predicted model, not a curated record. Gene Ontology annotation, biological process: mRNA splice site recognition. Lineage: Eukaryota; Metazoa; Mollusca; Bivalvia; Ostreida; Ostreidae. Bases 284 to 1294 code for a protein of 336 amino acids. Gene Ontology annotation, cellular component: U1 snRNP; U2-type prespliceosome. The transcript is spliced from 11 exons.